AGCCAAGUUGGAUUUACAUCCAAACAUGCCGUAUCCGUAUUGGUACCUAAGGUAAGGGCUACCAGUAAACGUCUUGCCCCUUCUCCUAAAUAUUUACUAUUAAGUAUCCGGCAUAUCUAUAUGUGUAUAUGUCCCAGACCCAACCUAAGAACAUGUUUAUUGUCUUCCAACCUUUAUCCUUAGCGAUAGUCCCAAGUAUUAGAGGCGGAUAAACAAUGACUCGUUACUCUACUAUGGGUCGCGUGCCUAUCAGCAGCCUAGACGAUGAUCAAUUCUAUAGUGCACCAUCCAGUCGUAUAGCUAGCCGACAUGCCAGCCUUAUAGCCUCACAUAACUUACAAGAGACGGGCCACGGCGCAAUAUCCGUGCAAUCCCCUAACUCAACCCACCAGUCCGGUUGCUCAACUCCCGGGUCGCCCCUAGAACCUCACACUCCGGGGUCGAAGCAAAUAUCGAGGCCGCGAGUGGCAACUCCUUUUGCUAUAGACUGUCACCAUAAUCCGAGGCGUCACCAUUUCUGCCCGAAGUCUAUAAGUCGUUGCUUCCACAGGACGUUCCAUGCCACGUCAGAAAGAAUUCCACUACUUCAACCACUGACAAACGACUCAAGCGUAGACACCAACGGCUAUAGGAGGCCUUUGGUAUCAUCGCCCGGAUCCCCUACUGGAACAGAUUGCUGGAGUCCAGCGUACGCCGGAGCCCAGACUCCUUGUUCAGAAUUAGAUGGAGCUAUGCUCGAUGGUCCAAUUGCCGUUAAUAGACAGGCAGCAGAUACCAUUGUUCGCAAUAUACGAGCUUACUUGUCUAAUAGAGGGCAUACCGGUUGUUCAACUCGAACAGAGAGGUCAAGCAUUAACGAGAAUCUGCCCCCCCUAUCAGAAUUGUGGGCUGGCCAAAAUGGCUUUGGAAUUGAUCACCCCAAAGUUAGCGAGUCGAGGGCGGAGAGCUAUCUGGUAACCACGGAUGAUAUUGCGGGGAUUCUAGAUAUCGUAAUUGCUGGUAUUUGCCGUGUUCGCAAUGAUAGUUCGGCAGUUGAAUGUCUCUCGAUGUUAUUACCUAAAGAACCACUGGCAAAGCCUAAGCCCAACAUGGACUUUAUUGUUCCUGGAUCACCCAGCAUUGCCGACCCAGCUACGACGAUCAGCUAUGUCCAACCUUCUUUUAGCAUAGCCAAUUGCUCCGACUAUCAUGGUCAUUGCGUCGACACGGCUAGAACUACGUUCAUUUCUCGACAGAGCAUUACCGAGGUCACAUAGGGAUCCGCCCCGGGAAAUCUGGUCCGGGAGAUAGUUAUGGAGCCUUAUGCGAGCAUCGUUGGGCCUAUGGAGGUCUCUCGAAACGCGUCCACGCACGCCUCGUCAUUGAUCGCUUCAAACACGCCGUCUAUCAGUGACAUGCGAAGGACAAGCGCUAAAUUUCAUUCCACAAUUGAAGAGUCAGCCCAUGUUCAGGAGCCCAAACUUCAAGGUAAAAGGCGAUCGGCGUCCGAACCAGUUAGCCCCAGAAGGUCUUUGGGAGGUAUCAAAAUCCCCACCAAUCGUUAUCGGGAUGGCUCAAUGACAGGUUUCCCAAAGAUUCUCUCGAGAUCCUGUACAAGCGACUGGUU
This is a messenger RNA of Daldinia vernicosa, 1606 nucleotides long. RefSeq lists its product as uncharacterized. The transcript is spliced from 2 exons. The record is from RefSeq and is a predicted model, not a curated record. The coding region runs from base 216 to 1256 and encodes 346 amino acids. NCBI's taxonomy places the organism in Eukaryota, Fungi, Ascomycota, Sordariomycetes, Xylariales, Hypoxylaceae.